Eimeria acervulina is the source of this 3804-nucleotide messenger RNA. RefSeq lists its product as hypothetical. Lineage: Eukaryota; Apicomplexa; Conoidasida; Eucoccidiorida; Eimeriidae. The record is from RefSeq and is a predicted model, not a curated record. Bases 1 to 3804 code for a protein of 1267 amino acids. The transcript has a single exon.
AUGCCGAAGCAAGGAAAAAGUUUCAGCAGUGGCUCGGAUGACGAUGUUGACGCUAGUGAAUUAUGUCCGCACUACGACGAACACCACAGGGGGAGGCAUUACAAACAGUAUCUAAGGCAAAAAUCAGCUGAAGCUCAUACCAUAAAGGAGAGUUCGCACCCUCCGCUAUGGAGAGUCCCUAUUGUUAGGCAGCCCCUUCCAGUAAGCAUAGAAGAGUUCAACUCAGCAGAACCCCAGUACACAAGGUUUGUUAAGGCUCUGUGGUCGCACGCUAGGGCCACAGUUGAGGACAAGGAAGCAGCACAGGACUUUGCUCAGUCCCCAGUUGGCCAGGAUUCGGUGCCCCAGCGCUGCCGAGAUCUCGACGAGGCGGGCUGGAGGCGGAGGGAACUUUUGCAGCACUCUUGGGAUGACCGGCCUGGAGCUGUAGGUAGACCGCUGAGUCCCACAAUUAUUCGACAGGGACCUUCUUGGCUCGUUGAUGCUGAGGGUUACGAGGGACCCUUUGGGUCACCCGGUGACCUCCGGUCAAAGGGCAUGGCGUAUAACAGCAGAUUCCAGCUCCCGACUCUCUCUUCCCUCAUGAAGGCUAAACAUGCGGUUUUUGUCAAAGCGAAAGACCCUAGACAAGCGCAAAUGGUCUAUGAAAGAAAGAGCAUGUCUGCGCGGAGGUGCAGGCAAACACAGCGUUGGGGCGCCGGCCGUUGCCGGUCCUCUCCUCCUCAAGUCAACUCGCCCACAAGUACUCCAGGGAACCUGCCGAUGCGGCAUCAGCCACAGCAGCUCUCUCCUGCAGCUCCAUCGCCUUCUCUCUUGAAUCCUCCUGCUCCGCUACUGUCUCCGAACGCCUGUGUACGAGCGGGGCAAAGUGGGUCGCCCAGGGGAAGUUUGCCUUGCAGCCCCAGGACCUCUGCGCCGCCGUCUCCCGCCGGCUCCCCUAAGAACAGACCGACGGAACGAAGCCCCAGAAGCCCAUUAAAUCAACAGAACGAGGGUCAAAGUGCUGGCGAGGGUACCUGGACGGUGCACAUUAGAGGAAAGGGGAAGUGCCAGUAUCCAGAGAGCUAUAUUCGGUGGAAGAGGGAGCGGAAGCGAAUGAGAGAAAGACUUAAAAGACUGAGAGCUGGAGAGAUAUUUACGGGUGAUAGGCCAAAGGAAAGCUGUGCAGACUGUGAAAGCCCCAGUCUGUGUUGGGACCCGCAGCCUCUCACGGAGCACCUGCAUGCUGUCCGCAGCUUCGGCUCUGCCCCAGAGGAUGACGCCUCCUCAGGUACCGAUCUUUCCUCCUCUUCUCAGCGAAGCAGCAGCAUCAGCACUAGCAACAGUGAUGGCAGCAGCAGAAGCUGCAGCCCCUCCCGUGAGGAUAACUCCACCCACAAGUACAAGCUUCGCAUUCCUGCCUAUGGGAACUCCUUCCCGUCUGCGCCGUGUAUGGCGGCCGGCGCAGCCCUCGUAGCACCAAGCCCACUGUAUCCCUUUGCUGGAUUAGCCCCCGGCGUUGCUGUUGGCAGCUAUGUGCAUGCCCCUUCAGGGCCGCCUGUACUCCACGGAGCUUUACGGCCUCUUCAGAGCAGCUUACACCCAGGGAAACCCCUUGGUUUGGGGAACAGCAUGCAGCAGCAUCCACCGUGGCUCGUACUAAUGCCGACCAUCGCAGGGACUGCGCUCAUGCGUGCUCAAACUAGCUUUGUGCUACCUUCUCUUCAGAAGCAACAGAUUUUGAUGGGGCAACAGCAGGUGCAACAGGGGCAGAUGCUGCUGCAACAGCUGCAGCACCAGACACUGCUGCAACAGCAGAUUCCACGCAGCUAUAUGGCGGUACAGCUUCCAGCGCAGUCUUCACAGUCUGUCACCUUCGAACAAUCGCAACAGCAGCAACAGCAGCAGCCGCCGAUGUCGUGCGGAGUUCAGCAGGGAGCACAGAAGCGGGAGAGCACAAAAAUGGGGGACCAACAGAAGAGAGAGCAGCUUUCCUCAAAACCGUGGGAGGGGUUUGCCAAUUCAAGAGGGUCACGGGAGGAAUGGAGUCGCAAGGAGGCCCCCUUCUUCCGGUUAAAAGAGCACAAUGGCAGCGGCAGGCCCCACGUGCGAUAUGUCAGCGCACCACCCCCGGCAAGGCGCCACACAGGGAAAGAAGAUCGCGAGCAUGCCCUUCCGUCAUCGCAUGCUUCUGCAGCACAGCUUACUCUCAGCCCAGCUGCCUCCCCGGCAACCGGCGCAGGAUGUAAUAUGGUAAAACAGGCGCUACCGCAAACACUGCUAACGCAGCCAAUCGUGACUGGACCUUCACAUCCACUCUUCGGGAUCCCUCAAUCGCUCUCAGCGGGGCCAGGAGUAGUUCAAGGUGUCGCUCAGGGAGUACCCGUGGCUGCAAUACUCCGUGGUUCGCCUUUGUUGGUUUCAUCCGGGACUCACUUGAUGGCAGAGACACCACAACAAAUACACCCUGGAGGUCCUUGCGUUUUCUCUGGAGCCGAGCGAUUGCAGCGGCGGCAGCCAAAGGAUGCUGCCGCUGUCAGCCACAGAAGUGCCUCUUGCAGCCCUACAGCGCCUCCUGUGGUUGUUGCGCAGCUUCCUGUUCUGCCUCUGCAGCACACUCCAGUUGUGGUCCAACAGCUUCGGCAGCAGCCGCUCUUGACGCAGCAGCAGCAGCAACAACUCACCAUUAUACAGCAGCAACAGCACCCUCUCCUCAUACAGAAGCAGCCGCUCGUGGUACAGCGACAGCAGCAGCAACCCCUCGUGGUACAACAGCAGCAGCAGCAGCCUAUAGCCACACAACAGCUGCAACCUGUUGCGAUGAACCACACUCAGCAAUCGCCACAGCAGAGUGCCGGUGGUUUGUUACAACUGCAGCCAGAUGCCACAGUAGUGAUACAGCAACAGCAACCUGGCAUUGUAGUCCAGCAGCCGCCGAUCAUCACUCCAGAAGAGCGGAAGCCUGCUGCUGCAUUAACACCAGAAAAACCAAAGACUCACUGGCUUUGGAGCUGCAACAUCGACUGCGGAGCCAAUUGUGGUGGAAGGAGCCCUGCAGCUAGCCACGUGGCAGUGCAGGAGCAGCCGCCAGCUGUGCAGCCGGACUGCAGAGAAAAACACCAACCGAAGCAGCGCCUACAACAUACCCAAGCGGAGCAGCGAGCUUCACCAGAGGAAGCUUCUGGAGAGGCACCUUCAAGCCUCACACCCACAGCUGCACCAGUGCCACCUGCUGAAUCAAGAGUUUCUGCAACAGCACAGCAGGUUCACCAUCUCUCUCAGCAGCCUUCUGGUAGCGACGGCACUAGAGAAGCAAUGCAAGGUGUCUCACAGGCAUGCCAGUAUCUCCAACCGCCACAACAGCAGUUGCAACGACUUUCCCCUAGGAAACAACAGCAACCUCAAGAACAGCAAAAGGUGCGCACACCGACGGCUCUCUCCACCAGCAGCCCCAUUGCAUUUGUGCCUACUGCUCCAGGCACCCAGAACAUAGUCGCGCCAAGUGCGGCGGUGGCUUGCAUGGAAAGCCAGCAGAUUCAGCAGCACCAGCAGCCACCGCAACAAUGCAGGCAAUCAUCGUGUUGCAAGCCCCACCGGGGGGGAGCUGUAGCUGAACAGGAGCCGCCCUUCAAGUUCUUACCCUUCACAUUUAUCUCACCAAAACGAAAUAUCGCCUGCGGAAUGGGAAAGAAAGUAACCUUCAGAGAAAGAACGACCACUGCUUCUUCACCGAUGCAUCAGCAGAAGCAUCAACAGCAGGAGCGCCAGAGCUGCUGCGGUAGAACUGGCGGCGAACUUUCAGCGAGCGUAUCUUGCAGCAUAUAA